This is a messenger RNA of Dryobates pubescens (Downy woodpecker), 3363 nucleotides long. RefSeq names its product electroneutral sodium bicarbonate exchanger 1-like. Gene Ontology annotation, biological process: monoatomic anion transport; bicarbonate transport; transmembrane transport. NCBI's taxonomy places the organism in Eukaryota, Metazoa, Chordata, Aves, Piciformes, Picidae. The record is from RefSeq and is a predicted model, not a curated record. Gene Ontology annotation, molecular function: solute:inorganic anion antiporter activity; sodium:bicarbonate symporter activity; monoatomic anion transmembrane transporter activity. Gene Ontology annotation, cellular component: plasma membrane.
AUGGACGAGAACGGAGGAUACCGAAUGGCCUCCCUGAAGGAGUUACUGGAAUACGACGAAGAGGCAGUGAUUGACCAGGGCAAAUGGAGCAGCACUGCCAGCUUGCACUAUGAGGAUGAGUUGGAAACCAGCCCAUCCCAGCGGGUGCAGGCCAUCCUUGGGAGCCAGGAGGACGAGCAGCACGCUCCCCACAAACUCUUCUGCCAGAUGGCUGAGAUCUGCGUGGCAGAGGGUGAAGCUGCUGAGUGGAAGGAUGCAGCAAGGUGGUUCAAGUUCGAGGAGGACAUGGAAGACGGUGGUGAAUGCUGGAGCAAGCCCUACGUGAGCACACUGUCCCUGCGCAGCCUCUUGGAGCUGAGGAGCUUGAUCAGCAGUGGCACAGUGCUGCUGGACAUCGGUGCCAGCAGCAUGGAAGAGAUUGCAGAUGCCAUCCUGCACCAGCAGGGACAGAGCUCAGGGCUUGAUGAGCAGGCACGGGCGAGAGUGCGAGAAGUGCUUCUGCUGCAGCAUCACAACAAGGAGAGGAAGAGCUUCCUUGCCAGGGCUGUGGCCCGAGUGUCAGCACUCAGCCCUGAGCCUUCUGUAGACGCUGCCGUGGCUGAAGGAGGAAGGAAGCAGGAGAGCUCCACAAGGGCUUUAGGCAAGGUGAGAGCCCUGCAGCUUUCUUCUGCCUUCAGGGCCAGAUUGGCUCUGGCAAGGUGGCCCCAGGGGGCUGCAGAGCGUCGAGGGCUUUGCUCUCGGGGCAGCUGCCUGAGGAUUGCUUCUUGUGGCCAGGAGGAGCUGCGCUUGCUGAAGAGAAUUCCCAGCGGGGCCGAAGCCUGCAGCCUGCUCGUAGGGGAGCUGGGGGCCCUUCAGCAGCCCCUGCUGGCCUUUGUCCGCCUGGCCCAGGCUGUGCUGCUCCCGGGGCCGACCCAAGUGCCCAUCCCAACCAGGUUCCUGUUUGUUUUGCUGGGGCCAGCAGGAAAAGCCCAGCAGUCCCAUGAGGUCGGCAGGGCCAUGGCUACUCUGAUGAUUGAUGAGGUUUUCCAAGCAGUUGCCUAUAAAGGCAAGAAGCCAGGGGACCUGCUGGCUGGCCUGGAAGAGUUCCUGCAGCAGGUGAAGGUCUUGCCAACAAGCCAGUGGGAUCCCUCCAUCCGAAUCGAGCCCCCGGAAAAGGUCCCUCCCCAGGAGAAAAGGAAGGUGCCAGGAGCUGUGGGUGGCAGUGCUGCGCCCAGCGAGCCGGCGAGACACACUGAGCCUGAGCUGGAGCGGACAGGAAGGUUCUGCGGAGGUCUCCUCCAGGACGUGAAGCGCAAAGUGCCCCGGUUCUGGAGCGACUUUCGGGACGCCUUCAGCCUGCAGUGCCUGGCGUCCGUCCUCUUCCUCUACUGUGCCGGCAUGUGCCCUGUCAUCACCUUCGGCGGCCUGCUGGGGGAGGCGACCCAAGGCUACAUAAGUGCCAUGGAGUCCCUGAUGGGUGCCUGCCUGUGUGGCGUGGUCUAUUGCCUCUUGGCUGGGCAGCCUCUCACCAUCCUCGGCAGCACCGGACACAUCCUCGUCUUUGAGAAGAUCAUCUACCAGUUCUGCAAGGAGCAGGCACUCUCCUACCUGUCCCUGCGGGCGUGCAUCGGGCUCUGGACCACCUUCUUCUCCCUGGUGCUGGUGGUGACCGACGCCAGCUCCCUGGUGCGCUACAUCACUCGCUUCACCAAGGACACCUACGCCUCCUUCAUCUGCCUCAUCUUCAUCUACGAGGCUCUGGAGAAGCUGAGUCAGCUGCGAGUCACCUACCCUCUGCACAUACCCAUGGCCAUCGACUCCCUCACCAACUACGGCUGCAAGUGUGUGGCACCAGCCCAGCCCAGCCUCGAAACCCUGCGUUUCUGGGAGAGCAUCAAGCUGGACGUGCCUGGCAUCGCCUGGCAAAACCUCACGGCGACUGAGUGCCGGCACUUGCGGGGAGAGUUCCGAGGCCCUGCCUGUGGGCCCCAUGGCCCCUACGUGCCUAAUGUCUUCUUGUGGUGCUGCAUCCUCCUCUUCGGCACCUUUGCCCUGGCCAGCUUCCUGAGGAACCUGAGGAGCAGCCCUCUCUUCAGCACCAAAGUACACUCCCUCACCAGGGACUUUGCUCUUUUCCUCACCCUGGUCACCAUGGUGCUGAUCAACUCCCUGGUUGGGAUCCCCUCGCCCAAGCUCCCGGUGCCCAGUGAGAUCAAGCUGACCAGGGACGACCGCGGGUGGUUCAUCAGCCCCCUAGGACCCAACCCUGUGUGGACAGUGUUCGCUGCGCUCAUCCCAGCUCUGCUCUGCACCAUCCUGAUCUUCAUGGACCAGCACAUUGAGGUUGCUGUCGUCAGCAGGAAGGACCACAAGCUGAAGAAAGGACGUGGCUACCGCCUGGACCUCUUUGUGCUGUCUGUGCUGCUCGGGGUGUGCUCCCUGAUGGGCCUGCCCUGGUUUGUGGUUGCCACUGUGCUGUCCAUCGCCCACGUGAAGAGCCUCAAGGUGGAGUCUGCCGGCUCAGCUCCAGGAGAGCAGCCCAGGUGCCUGGGGGUGCGAGAGCAGAGAGUCACCGGCGUGAUGGUCUUUGUGCUCAUGGGCUGCUCCGUCUUCCUGACCUCGGUGUUAAAGCUCAUCCCCAUGCCUGUGCUUUACGGCAUCUUCCUCUACAUGGCUGUGUCGUCGCUCCGAGGACUCGAGUUCUUCAAGCGCUUGCUGCUGGUUCUGAUGUCAAGGAAGCACCAGCCGGACUACAUCUACCUGCGGCAUGUCCCCCUGCGCAAGGUGCACCUCUUCUCCUUGAUCCAGGUCCUCUGCCUCACCGUGCUCUGCCUCAUCAAGAUGUCCCCUGCUGCCAUCAUCUUCCCCCUGCUGAGUUUGGCUGUGGUCUUGGUGCGGAAGGCGAUGGAGUUCUGCUUCUCCAAGCGGGAGCUCAGCUUGCUGGAUGACCUUCUGCCAGAGAGGAGGAAGGAGGAGGAGAGUGCCAAACCCGAAGGCCAGCAAGAAGAGGAAUCCAUGGAAGCUGCUGGUCCCAAUCCAGUUCAGCUGGAGCUGGGGAAGACAGGCGACUUGGAUCCCCCAGAGCAAAGCAGGGACAGCUUCUGCUAUAUAUGCACUCCUACUAAAAGCGUCUGCACCGUGAGAAGCAGUUGGAAGAUCAUCUCCACAGAGGGAGGACGCUUCGCUAAGCCCGAGGAGCCCAGCAUCGCCGCAGCCAGUCCCCCGAGAAUCUGCCGUAUCUGGGCCGACCCCCCAGCCUCGCCUGCUGCUGUGUCCUCUGAGCCCGCCUGCCGGCAACCGUCGCCCUGCCCUAACGUGCGGGAUGAGCCCCAGGGCCCGACCCCGACCAGGACCGACCCCUGUCGUCUAGAGGGGAUCGACUGA